AUGUUAAAUCUCCAAGACACGUCUGCGACGAACGGGCGACGUUAUUGCAAAUUACGACAGCGAUGCUUUGAACUGAAUUCUUUCUUUUUUCCACCCGGCACCCGGCACACCACCACCUGUACCCUAUUUUUAUCAUUUCUGCUAAUUUUGCGUAUUAGAAACUCAUUGAUGUCUCACUUCUAUAGCCAAUCAUUCCCAUGUGGAAUAAAAGGCGGGGAAAAUUUUUUCCUUUUCUUUCUUCUCUCCCUCUUCUUCUUUCUUCUUCCUCUUUCUUCACUUCAUUAUCUGUCGUCUUCCUCUUGUUCUAUUUCUUCUUUCUUCGCUAGUUCUUCGCUACUUCUUCUACUUCUUAUUUGUUUUCUUCAUUUUGUAUUUCUUCUUCCCUUUCGCUUUCUUCUUCUACUUUCUUCUUUUCCUUCUCUUUCGUCUUUUUCUUCUUCUUUUUCUUUCUUCUUUUUCUUUGUUCUUCCUCUUCUUCUUCAUACUCUCUCUCUCUUUCUCUUCUUUUAUUCUUUUUUUUUCUUCAUCCUCUUUUCUUUUCUAUCGUCAAUUAAUACAAGUGAUGGAAUCGAUUUUCCUUUCUACUCUAUCUAUCUAUCUAUCCAUCUAUCUAUCAAAAAUGUUCAUUACCUAUCUAUCUAUCUAUCUAUCUAUCUAUCACAAAAUGUUCAUUAUCUAUCUAUCUAUCUAUCUAUCUAUGACAAACUCUUCAUUACCUAUCUAUCUAUCUAUCUAUCUAUCUAUCUAUCUAUCUAUCUAUCUGUCUAUCUAUCUAUGACAAACUGUUCAUUAUCUAUCUAUCUAUCUAUCUUUCUAUCUAUGACAAACUAUUCAUUAUCUAUCUAUCUAUCUAUCUAUCUAUCUAUCAAAAACUGUUUCUUAUCUAUCAAUAUAUCUAUCAAUCACAAACUCUUCAUUACCUAUCUAUCUAUCUAUCUAUCUAUCUAUCUAUCUAUCACAAACUGUUCAUUAUCUAUCUAUCUAUCUAUCUAUCUAUCUAUCUAUCUAUGA
Messenger RNA from Acanthosepion pharaonis, 1011 nucleotides. The record is from the annotation of a GenBank genome assembly. NCBI's taxonomy places the organism in Eukaryota, Metazoa, Mollusca, Cephalopoda, Sepiida, Sepiidae.